AUGGCUGAAGGAAAAGUUAACCCCAUGAAAGAGAUCAAGGUCGACAAGUUGAUCCUGAACUGCUGCGUUGGUGAGAGUGGAGAUCGUUUGACCCGUGCCGCCCGUGUGUUGGAACAAUUGACCGGUCAACAACCAGUUUUCUCCAAAGCCCGAUACACUCUUCGUUCCUUCGGUAUCAGACGUAACGAAAAGAUUGCCGUUCACGUCACUGUCAGAGGAGAAAAGGCCCUUGAGAUUCUUGAGCGUGGAUUGAAGGUUAAGGAAUACGAACUUCUUCAACAAAAUUUCUCUGAAACCGGAAACUUUGGAUUCGGUAUUAACGAACACAUUGAUUUGGGUAUCAAGUACGAUCCCACCACCGGUAUCUACGGUAUGGAUUUCUUCGUCUGCCUAACAAGGCCAGGAAACCGUGUGUCCAAGAGAAAGGUCCGCAGAGCCCAUUUGGGAUACAGCCACAGAAUUGCCAAGGAGGAUGCCAUCAAGUGGUUCCAAGACAAAUUCGAGGGUGUUGUUUUGGCUAAGGCAAUCUAA
Cylindrotheca closterium is the source of this 531-nucleotide messenger RNA. NCBI's taxonomy places the organism in Eukaryota, Bacillariophyta, Bacillariophyceae, Bacillariales, Bacillariaceae. The record is from the annotation of a GenBank genome assembly.